Molecule: messenger RNA, 1664 nt
Organism: Arabidopsis lyrata subsp. lyrata
Lineage: Eukaryota; Viridiplantae; Streptophyta; Magnoliopsida; Brassicales; Brassicaceae
Product: D-amino-acid transaminase, chloroplastic
Exons: 6
Coding region: 412-1479 (355 amino acids)
Biological process (GO): carboxylic acid metabolic process
Molecular function (GO): catalytic activity
Source: RefSeq, a predicted model, not a curated record
UAAAGAGGCCACGGAAUUGAGCAAUUCAUACCUUUCUCGGCCUUUUGGCUAAGAUCAAGUGUAGUAUCUGUUCUUAUCAGUUUAAUAUCUGGUAUGUGGGCCAUCGGUCCACACGAUAUUAACUCUAUUUUUUAAGGAAGAAAGCCCGUUAAGAUAGCUUGCUAUCUGGGCUUUCACGAGUCGUCCAUGCGUUGCACUACUGCACGGGUCUGGCUCAACCCGCCAAUAAUAGUCUAAUUUUAAACAAUUGUCGAAAGUGGAUAACUUUCCUAAAUACUCUGUCGAAUCAUAGUUGGUAUUGGGCUGAUGGGCCCAAAUAACUGUAUUUAAGUGCCGAACUUAGACCAAAAUUGUGAUUUUUGGUCUUCUUCCAGCUGUGAGAGUACUAAGCAAAGCAAGUUGCUAUUUCCGAUGAUCUCUCUAUUCGCUUGUUUCCCAGAAUCCAUCGCCAGUUUCUCGCCGGAGUUUACAGUUAAUACUUGGAAUCUCCGGUCUCUCUCUCAAGUUCCAUGUUCUUUAGGACAUGGCUUUCGGUUCCCUCGUCAGUUGAGACGACUAAGAACGAUUCUCACGUGUUCUGAUUCAAGCUCUCAGUCGUGGAAUGUUCCUGUUCUAUCUAGCUCUGAGGUUAUUGAUAGGCUAAAACAAGCAAGAAAAGGACAACAACAGUUUUUGGCCAUGUACUCAAGUGUUGUUGAUGGAAUAACAACUGAUCCAGCAGCGAUGGUUCUUCCAUUAGAUGAUCACAUGGUUCACCGUGGUCAUGGAGUCUUUGACACUGCCAUGAUCAUCAAUGGAUACCUUUAUGAAUUGGAUCAGCACCUUGACCGUAUCCUACGAUCUGCGUCCAUGGCUAAGAUCCCACUUCCAUUCGAUCGAGAAACUAUUAAAAGAAUUCUCAUCCAGACUGUGAGCGUUUCUGGGUGUAGAGAUGGAUCUCUAAGAUACUGGCUCUCUGCAGGCCCAGGGGAUUUCCUCCUAUCACCAUCUCAAUGUCUCAAACCAACUCUCUACGCCAUUGUGAUAAAAACGAACUUGGCCAUUAACCCAACAGGUGUCAAGGCUGAGGCCAACGGAGCUUAUGCAGGUAUUUGGGUGAGUGAAGAUGGGUUUAUUGCAGAAGGUCCGAACAUGAAUGUGGCAUUUGUUGUUAAUGGUGGCAAGGAGCUUGUGAUGCCGCGGUUUGACAACGUUUUGAGCGGAUGUACAGCAAAGAGAACGCUUACACUCGUUGAACAGCUUUUAAGCAAGGGGAUGCUUAAAAGUGUGAAAGUAAUGGAUGUGACAGUCGAAGAUGGAAAGAAAGCAGAUGAGAUGAUGCUUAUUGGGAGUGGAGUUCUCAUCAGACCUGUGAUUCAAUGGGAUGAAGAAUUUAUUGGUGAUGGAAAAGAAGGUCCUAUAGCAAAGGCACUUCUUGAUCUGUUACUUGAAGAUAUGAGAUCUGGUCCACCUUCUGUUCGUGUUCUUAUUCCAUACUGAGCCAAUCACUCUCUUUUAGUCUUUUUCAUCAAAGACUAAUAAGCUGUGGCUUUUUUUAGAGCUUUGCUGCUAUUGUAAGUUCAAAUUUUAUCAUGGAUUUUUUGGCUCACAAUUCCAUGUAUAAAUGUUUCUCUUUACCACUUAUGAAUUUUGAUUGGACCCAUUGGUUGCGUGUAGUCCGCAAA